This is a messenger RNA of Mesoplodon densirostris (Blainville's beaked whale), 1572 nucleotides long. It is a transcript of the gene CDC42EP2, whose product is annotated as CDC42 effector protein 2. Bases 425 to 1069 code for a protein of 214 amino acids. The record is from RefSeq and is a predicted model, not a curated record. The transcript has 2 exons. NCBI's taxonomy places the organism in Eukaryota, Metazoa, Chordata, Mammalia, Artiodactyla, Ziphiidae.
UGUAAGUUCACAGCCCAGGUCUGUCCCAUCGCCGCGCGGUCCAGCUCCUGAGCUUUCGGCGCCCGCCGGUCAGUCGCUUGAACGCGCUCAAGCUCCUCAGCCCUGGACCAGAGAGAAGCUGGCGAGGACGAGCCCAGAGAGCACCACUGCCUACGAGCUCUGAGCCUUCCUGCUUCCAGUUUUCAGACGAGUUUUCAACCCUCUUGGGAGAAAGUGAUUUUUGUUAUCUCGAUCCUCUGACUUCAUUGAUCGUUUAUCUUUCUUUUCCAAAUUCCUUGGGCCAACUUUGGUCACACCACACGCACUUGGCAAGUGUUUGGUGUCUGGAAACCUCCCUCUAGGUGUUUCUUGAGGGUGGUGAGAGGAGGCAGCGGAGGCCGCGGUCCUGCGAGCAGACUCUCCCGGCCUGGGUGGUGAGGUCGCGAUGUCCACCAAGGUGCCCAUCUAUCUGAAGCGCGGCAGCCGCAAAGGCAAGAAGGAGAAGCUGCGGGACCUGCUGUCCGCAGACAUGAUCAGCCCGCCACUGGGGGACUUCCGCCACACCAUUCACAUCGGCAGUGGUGGCGGCAGUGACAUGUUCGGUGACAUCUCCUUCCUGCAAGGCAAGUUCCACCUCCUGCCGGGGACGGCGGUCGAGGAGGCCGAGGAGGAUGGUGGCUUUGAGCUGCCCUUCCAGUUCACGCGCACGGCCACCCUGUAUGGGCGGGAGCUCCCUGACGGGCCGUCCCCUCUGCUCAAGAACGCCAUCUCCCUCCCGGUCAUCGGCGGGCCCCAGGCGCUCACCUUGCCUGCCGCCCAAGCCCCACCCAAACCCCCUCGCCUGCACCUGGAGACCCCUCAGCCUUCCCCAGAGCCCUCCCCGCAGGAGGCAGGGAGUGUGGACAUCUGGCGGAUUCCAGAGGCUGCCUCGGCCCACAGUGGGCUGAGCCCCGAGUCUGGGGCUGAGGAGCCCUUCCUGUCCCACGCCAGCUCCCUGCUCUCCCUGCACGUAGACCUGGGGCCUUCCAUCCUGGACGACGUUCUCCAGAUCAUGGACCAGGACCUGGGCCACCUGCAGAUCCCCACAUAGGACCCAAGAAUGGCCAGGCUGGGGUGAAUGCCAGAGGCAGUUGGUGGACACGGCCCUGAUCUAGAAGUUGGGGUCCCAAGGUCCCACCUGCGUGGUUGCUGGCCAGUGAUUUCUCACUUUGAGCCUUUGUCUCCCUCCCUCCCACCCUCUCCCCGUGGACAGAGUGGCCUCUUUGCUUUCCCCUAAGCCCCACGAGGAUAUGUGUAGACGUCAGCCCAAAGUGCCCUGUGCCUCUUGGGCCACCCGGACCCCCACCGCCAACGGCUCCUCAGACCCCUUGGACUAAGGCUCUGCUGAAAUGGACUCUGCUUUUCACCUCCCUCUGCCUCAGCCCCAUCAACGCCCUGCUAGGAGGCGGAGGGUGAGGGAAGACGUGGGGCACAGCCAGCUGGAUCUUUGGCUCUGUGUCCUUAACUGGGAAUAUGGCAUCAGUGACCCAUGUCCCUCCAUCCCACCCCUCCCACAUGACCAGGGGAUUCUGGUUGCAAUAAAACUUGCUGCUG